AUGUUCCACGAGAAGGAGCACGAGUUGUAUGGGACUGUGACGUCGUACAAGUUCCAGUUCUGCCUCUUCUUCCUCGCUGGCAUCCUCGGCGACAUGAACAAUCUCAACCGUUCAUUCCAGAAGCGUCAGGUCGAUGUCACAGAGGUGGCAAAGACCGUCGAGUCGAUCACCGGCGACCUCGAGCACAGGUACCUCGAUACCAACGCCUCGUUCGGUGGAAGCGGCAACGGGUGGCUGCCGAAGUUUCUGAUGCUGUAUGGGAAGCGGUCGGGGCAGACGGUCAAAGUGCGUGGCACGGAUGCAGAGGGCCACCCUAUUAACCACUCAUACAUCCAGCACGAGAGGAAGAUGAAGGGCCACAUCUUCAAGAGCUGCUACAAGGAUUGCAUGAGGCUCGAGGCGGCUCUCGAGGAGGAGUUCGUGGAGUCCGACGACGAGGGUGACGAGCGGGAGAUGGAUCAGGAGAUUGAGCAGUCGCCACCCCGAGAUUACUCAGAUGAAGAAGAAGACAACCCCUUCCUUUUCGAUGGCGAGGAGGGGGAAGAGACUUACCACAUAGAUAAGCCACUACACUAG
Closterium sp. Naga37s-1 is the source of this 576-nucleotide messenger RNA. The record is from the annotation of a GenBank genome assembly. Lineage: Eukaryota; Viridiplantae; Streptophyta; Zygnematophyceae; Desmidiales; Closteriaceae.